Molecule: messenger RNA, 1020 nt
Organism: Penicillium salamii
Lineage: Eukaryota; Fungi; Ascomycota; Eurotiomycetes; Eurotiales; Aspergillaceae
Source: the annotation of a GenBank genome assembly
AUGAACUGGUGUACGGCCCGCUCUAAAGUUGACAGUCCGACGUCACCGACCACCCGAAUCUGUAACCCCUCCUUCACCGGCGGGCCUUUUUCUGUUGCUCCUUUUUUUCUGUUCAACUAUCUAAAGGUAAGAAAUCGAUUCCUUUGGGGUUGUUUUUUCCUAUUUCCAGCAAUUGACCCUGUUCGUAAUAUAGUCCAUUACCCCACUAUGGCUACUGUCGACCAGAAAGUCGCUUUGAUUGUCAUCGAUGGCUGGGGUGUUGCAGGCCCCAACUCCCCACCCCAGGGAGAUGCCAUCGCCGCCGCCGAAACCCCGCACAUGUCCGGCUUCGCCGAGGCCAACUCCAAGACUGCCCAGGGUUACUCGGAGCUCGAUGCCUCUUCCCUCGCUGUCGGUCUGCCCGAGGGUCUGAUGGGCAACAGUGAAGUCGGUCACCUGAACAUUGGUGCCGGUCGUGUUGUCUGGCAGGACAGCGUCCGCAUUGACCAGACCCUCAAGAAGGGUGAGAUGGGCAAGGUUCCCAGCGUGGUCAAGGCCUUCAACCGUGCUAAGGAGGGCAAUGGACGUCUGCACCUGCUGGGUCUGGUCUCAGAUGGCGGUGUUCACUCCAACAUCACCCACCUGUUUGCCCUGCUCGAUGUCGCCAAGGAGAUGCAGAUCCCCGAGGUCUACAUCCACUUCUUCGCUGAUGGACGUGACACCGACCCCAAGAGCGCUGAUGGCUUCAUGCAGCAGCUGGUCGAGAAGACCCAGCAGAUUGGCCUCGGUGCCGUUGCCACCGUUGUUGGUCGCUACUACAUCAUGGACCGUGACAAGCGCUGGGAGCGUGUCGAGGUCGGCCUUAAGGGCUUGGUCACUGGCGAGGGCGAGGACAGCUCGGACCCUCUCAAGACCAUCAAGGAGCGCUACGAGAAGAAGGAGAACGAUGAGUUCUUGAAGCCUAUCAUCGUUGGUGGCAAGGAGCGCCGUAUCCAGGGUAAGUCUAGUCUUGUGUAUCCCUCCCAAUGUGUCAGAAACUGA